AUGGUAUCUUUACAAAGUUAUCAUCAAAGGCUUGUCUAUCUAAUUACGUAUAGCAGAGCUGAUAUCGCGAAAUUUCCUACAAAGCAGCAAUUUGCAGAUGCGGUACUGGAAGCGUGGAAAAGUUGUGGGAUAACAAUAUCGCACUGGGUAGUUUCCAUCGAGGGUCACGCUGUCACCGAUAGUAACGAUGAUAUGAACAUGUAUCAUUAUCAUAUGGCUUUGAAAUUGGCAAGACGAGGAAGAUGGCUGCAAGUAAGAAGGUUUCUGGACGAAACCUAUGCUAUACAGGUACAUUUUAGCGACAAUCACAAUACCUAUUAUAGCGCGUAUAAAUACGUAACAAAAGAAGACAACGAAUGUCUGCAUUCUGAACAACAUCCAGACUUGUCUUCUCCCCCUAAAACGGAGCAAGCAUUGGCAAGUAAGAAAAGAAAAGCUAGGGAAAAGAAUUCAACCCGUCAAAGAAAGGCCCGCAAAGAGAAAUGCUUGACUGUAUACAAAGAAAAUAACCACGAGGUUGCAGCUGGUGUGCCUUGCAGUGGAGCAAAACCGAGAAGUCAAAAGUGCGUUGGCAGGAUUCAUAGCUAA
Paramuricea clavata is the source of this 588-nucleotide messenger RNA. NCBI's taxonomy places the organism in Eukaryota, Metazoa, Cnidaria, Anthozoa, Malacalcyonacea, Plexauridae. The record is from the annotation of a GenBank genome assembly.